AUGGAAAGAUGCGUAUUCAAGUUGAAUUCGUUGUUGCAUGGAUUGGAUAUACCUGAAGAUGAAUUGAUUUCACUUAAUGUAAAGUUUUGCUCUUAUUUUCGAUGUUAAACAAAUUGUUCAUUAUUUUUUAGUUUCAAUCGUCAUUUCCCGAAAGCAUUCCUCGAUUCCGUGAGUUCAAUAAUUAACCUUAUUUUUUGAAAUAUAAUUAUUCAUUUAUUUUAGCUUAUAAAUAUCCUAUUGGAAAGUAUAUCGAACUCAACGAAGAUCCGAAGGAUUUGGAAAAAUACUCUAUUUCAGUGUGAGUUCCCAUCGAAAAUAAAAAUAGUAAAUAUGCGUCAUUUUUCAGAGCCAAGCAAAAAAAGGAACAUAUCUCAUUUCGUGAAAAGAUUCGUAAGUUUCUAUUGGGAGAUCAAGAAGCGAAUUGCAGUUUUUGGGCUUAUACCAAUUACAAGAAACCGUUCCAUUAUUAUACAAAAACAGCUAUUGAAUAUUUGAAAAACAUGGGUCAAUCUUCUUCAAAAUUUUUUCCGCGAGCUUUGAUAAUUGGACAAACGACUGAAAAAGUUAAGAGCACUUGCACGGAUUUAUUCAAAGGAAAAUCAAGUGAUCGGGAAGCUCGUCUUGGAAUCAAAUUAUUAGAUCCAGAAAAUCAUAUUGAAGAAAAAUCAGAAGAAAGUGGAGAGAAAAGAAGACGGAGAUGUGAUAUUAUCGUUGGAAGUUCGAAAAAUAUUAGUGAAGAAUUGAAAUCAUUGUACUCACAUAAUCCAAUGAUGUACAAUCAGCGUGCUUCACUUAUAGUAAUUGAAAAUUGUGAAGAAUUCGUCAACGAUGUCGAAUUUGUCCGUAAUGUCAUGCAAAUUCUGAACAGAUUUCACGGAAAAUGUGUGAAUAUCUUGUUUUUCUGUCGCACAACGAAAUUGUCACCUUCAGUUUUCAAUAUUUGUGAAAAAAUGAUUCGUGGAAAUUUGGUGCUUGAAAUAGAAGAAUUGCGAGAACGCGACAUGUUUGAUUAUAUAAGAAUUCAUCAAAUUUCAUCUGCUGAAGAGCUUCAAAAUGAUCUAUUAGUAUUACAAUCGGUUGAUGGUACACCGAGUGGAUUUCAAUCUUCAAAAUAUUUUGGAUUAUCUCCUGAAAUUCAAAAAAUUGAUAAAUGCAUGAAAAUUGUGAAUAAACUGAUAUCGAUUAGAGAAUCAAUAAACGAAAGAAGACAUAGUAAGAAUAAAUUAUAUGUUUUGUGUGUUGAAAAUUGAGGAAAAAUUUCAGGAGAUCGAAACGAAAAAAUCUUGAUUGUCACCGAAAAUGUUGAGAAGGCAAAUUCGAUGGCGUUGAUCUUGAAAAUUCAAAAUCCAGACUUGCUAAUCUGCUCUCUUACGAGAUAUGAUGACGUGGACAACACAGAACGCGUGAAUUUCGAAUUCCGGUCAGAUGAAGCGAACAUUUGUGUUGUUGACUGGAGAAGUAUUCAUGAGAUUAAUCGAGGAAUCGUUGAUUCGGUCAGUUUUCCAAAAAAGUCGAUCUUUGUUCUAAGGAAAAACUAUUUUUAGGUGAUUUUCGUUGAUUUGAUGGAGCCUAGAUUUUGUAAAACAAUCUUCGAAGACGAAAUGGAAAGAUUGAUUACAAGAGAUGCUGUAAAAUUGAAAAUUCAUGUUCUUCUAAACAAGGAAAAAGAUCUAUGGGUUAUUCCAAAAUUGGCGAAAGUAAGAUUGUUUAAUGUUUUGCAUUUUUGAAAUAAAACGAUUUUUUACAGCUCAUCAAAAAAUAUCAGCUCUCAUUCCCAUCGGAUUUCGAAUAUCUAGUCGCCAAACACAAAUUAUGGGUCGAACAACUUCAGCGAAUGUGA
Molecule: messenger RNA, 1840 nt
Organism: Caenorhabditis angaria
Lineage: Eukaryota; Metazoa; Nematoda; Chromadorea; Rhabditida; Rhabditidae
Source: the annotation of a GenBank genome assembly